GGAGUCUUCAUCAGUGCCCAGGCUGGACAGAAAAUCGUACAAGAGGAGCUAAGGAAGAUAUUCAUCUCCCUGAAGUGCGUUGGAUUUCUGCUGAUAUUUAUGCUCCUGUUUACGUGGAACGUGAAUGCCAAGGCGACUGUUCUUCCGGUGCUUCUCUUCACUGUGCCACCACUGUGGUACUUCUACAUGCCAUUCCUCUACCUGGUCUACCACAUGCCAUUUCGAGUUGGUGAGAAAGUCGUAAUCAAAAACGAGGCCAUGAGAGUUGUUGAAAUGCGCCUGUGCUACACGCUGUUCAAGGACGCAAAUAAGCAGUUUAUCACAAUUCCAAAUAAGGCGAUAUACAUGUCCACGGUGCAGAAUAUCUACCAAUCUAUUCAUCAGACACUUCUAUUCAAAAUCAAGGUUGCCAAUAACACGAGUAGGCAGAUUAUGGGCGUACUCAGGCACAAAAUGACACAAUUUGGAACUGAUUGUGGAUUCAUCAGGAAGAUUGAGAUGGAUUGCACCAAGGUGGUUGAUAUGAACUACUACGAGAUGGAAAUGCGAAUAACUCACCCAUUCAACUACUCCAGCGGCUACUUCAAGGCCAAGGCCCAUGACAUCUUCCUGCACGAACUAAUCAGACAAAUAGAACACUUGCGAAUUGAUGGAGGCCACCAGAAGCCACGGGUGACUCUGGUUGGAAGAAGAAUCAAAUUUGAAUAG
Messenger RNA from Enterospora canceri, 708 nucleotides. The record is from the annotation of a GenBank genome assembly. NCBI's taxonomy places the organism in Eukaryota, Fungi, Microsporidia, Enterocytozoonidae.